UGUGGUGGGGGUAUUUCUGUGACCAGGGACAGAACUGUCUGCCUGUGUGUCCGAGAGGUUGCAAGCAAGGCAGUUCACAAACUCUCCGGACAACGAAAAGAAAAAAAAAACCAAGGUUGUCUACCGGCCAUUGUGGCUCCACAGGCCGAUAUAGCAUCGGCUCAGUUUCCCCUCUCGCUAGCACAUCCUGUUGCGAAGCAGCGCACCUCGGCCUCUCUCUCACACACACUCAUACGGAUACAGACACACACCCUGUGUGUGAAGAGCAAGCUGGAUGUGAAAUCUUGUGUCCUUGGCUAGCAGAGGAGCAGACUAGAUUUGAGUCUGUGUGCCUGGGCUAACGGUGGUAGAAGCCUGGAUCGAAAUGUGUGUGUCCGUGGGCUAGCUGAGGAGCUGGAUCAGAGCGUGUGUGACCCUCACUAUCUAAGGAGCGGGCUGGAUCCGGGCUAGCAGUGGCCCUUACUGUGGAGGGAAAGCAUUGCCGUGACUUUGUGACUCUGGGGAGCAAACCGGCUCAGGGGUCCCUCAUGAUGGGGUGCUGUCUAUUUGUGCAUCAGAAGAAGAAGAGGAAACAGAGGAGGAGGGAUGUGAACUCUCUCAGCCUGUGCAGCCUGGACAUCAACGAGCCCUGUAACAAGCGGGUGAAGCCUCUUUCUCGGGUUACAUCGCUGGCCAACCUCAUACCUCCAGUCAAGGCUGCACCUCUGAAGCGGAUCGGACAAACACUGCAGCGUUCCAUCAGUUUCCGCAGUGAGAGUCGGACAGAGUCGGUCAUGCCUCCCAGACCAUGGACGCGGCCGGCCCCGCCUGCCAACACCAAGCGGCGUGACAGCAAGCUGUGGAGCGAGACCUUUGACGUGCGGCUUGGACACCAGAUGCUGUCGUCCAAGGAGAUCAAUCGCCAAGAGGCGAUCUUUGAGCUUUCUCGAGGGGAGAAGGAUCUCGUUGAGGAUCUGAAUCUGGCCAAGAAGGCAUACCAUGACCCAAUGCUGAAACUGUCCAUCAUGACAGAACAUGAGCUCAACCAGAUCUUCGGAACCCUGGAAUCUCUCAUUCCGCUGCAUGAAGAUCUGCUGAGUCGACUGCGAGAGGCCAGGAAACCAGAUGGCUCCACAGAACAUGUGGGACACAUCCUAGUGGACUGGCUUCCCUGUCUAGACUCCUACAACUCAUACUGCAGUAAUCAGGUGGCAGCCAAGGCUCUGCUGGACCAUAAGAAGCAGGACCACCGGGUGCACGACUUCCUGCAGCGCUGCCUGGAGUCGCCCUUCAGCAGGAAGCUGGACCUGUGGAACUUCCUGGAUAUACCCAGGAGCCGGCUGGUCAAAUACCCCCUGCUGCUCAGGGAGAUCCUCAAACACACGCCGAACGACCAUCCAGACCGACAGUACCUGGAGGAGGCAAUCAACAUUAUCCAGAGCAUCGUGGCAGAGAUCAACACCCAGACGGGCGAGUCAGAGUGUCGUUUCUACAAGGAACGUCUCCUCUACCUAGAGGGCAGCCAGAGAGACCUACUCAUUGACAGCUCCCGCAUCCUCAGCUGUCACGGGGAACUGAAGAACAACAGGGGUGCUAAGCUGCAUGUGUUCCUGUUCCAGGACGUGCUGGUCAUCACUAGAGCCAUCGCCCACAAUGAGCAGCUGUACUACCAGCUGUACCGCCAGCCCAUCCCCAUCAGAGAGCUGCAGUGGGAGGACCUGCAGGACGGGGUGAUACGCCUGGGAGGCUCCAUCAGAGGAGCCUUCAGCAACAACGAGAGGACCAAGAACUUCUUCAGAGUGUCGUUUCAUAGCAGUAGCCAGCUCCACUCCCACUCCUUCCAAGCCAGCGAUGCAUUCAACAAACAGCAGUGGCUCAACUGCAUUCGACAGGCCAAAGGAGCUGCUGAGUCGGCCAUGGGGGUUGUGGGGUUUGGGAUUCCUGUCGGGGUGGAAACCAGUAUCAGUGACCCAGAGCCCCCUCCAAGCCUACUCAGCCCCCACGGCCCUCUGAGCCCUACAACACCUCGCCUCUCAGGACCACUGUCCCCCCAGCCAAAAAGCAUGGACCAUUGCGACAGUGAUUCGUCUGUCGACUCUCCAGGCUGUAGCAUGGACAUGGACACAAGCGAGGCUUUGGCCUGUGCCCUGAUGGACCAAACAGACUCUAGUAGUAGCAGGCCAUCAGAAGUGUGACCUUCGGGGUGUCAUGGCCUCUCUGGGUUAGAGAGGCUAGAGUCUAAACCUUGGCAGUAUUGGUGGCAACAUGGCAAUGCUCCCUAUAUACGGGAGGGAAGAAAUACACUGUGGAAAAUUGGAGCACUUUUUUUUUUAUUCUGCCCACUUUUUUCAUUUGUUAGUUUUCUUUGUUGCUGAACUUGGGGGAAAAAACAACUCUCAUUCUCUCUCUUGAGCAUCUUUAUAUGAGACUGAGGUGUUGUCUGUAGCAGUGACAACCAUGUAUCUUAGCUGUGACUGUCAGGUCUACUGUGGAUGUCUACCUGGAGAGGAGGGAAGGCAGACAUGACUGGGACCACAGGACUGUAUUUUUGUUGUCUCUCCUGGUCCGACUCUGGGCCUCUACAGACUCUGCAAUCACACGUUAUCCCACUGCAGUACUACUAUGGCCUCCCAGAGCUUAAUAGAAUACACUGAUGAUAUUCACAUCCCUGUUAGUGAGCAUUUCUUCUUUGCAAAGAUAAUCCAUCCACCUGACAGGUGUGGCAUAUCAAGAAGCUAAUUAAACAGCAUGACCAUUACACAGGUGCACCUUGUGCUGGGGACAAUAAAAGGCCACUCUAAAAAUGUGCAGUUUUGUCACACAACACAAUCACAAUGUCACAAGUUGAGGGAGUGUACAAUUGGCAUGCUGGCUGCAGGAAUGUCCACCAGAGCUGUUGACAGAUAAUAAAAUGUCAACUUCUCUACCAUAGGCCGCCUCCAAUGUUGUUUUAAAGAAUUUGGCAGUACGUCCAACCGGCCUCACAACCGCAGACCAUGUGCAACCACGCUAGCUCAGGACCUCCAUAUCAGGCUUCUUCACCUGCGGGAUCAUCUGAGACAAGCCAGCAGGCCAGCUGAAACAGGAAUAUUUUUGUCUGUAAUACACACCAUUUGUGGGGGAAAGACCUGUUCUCAGUGGCUGGGCCUAUGCCCAGUCAUGUGAAAUGCAUAGAUUAGGGUCUAAUGAAUAUAUCAAUUGACGGAUUUCCUUAUGUACUGUAUCUCAGUAAAAUCGUUAAUUCUUGCA
This is a messenger RNA of Oncorhynchus masou masou (cherry salmon), 3228 nucleotides long. Its product is annotated as rho guanine nucleotide exchange factor 3-like. Bases 528 to 2174 code for a protein of 548 amino acids. Gene Ontology annotation, molecular function: guanyl-nucleotide exchange factor activity. The record is from RefSeq and is a predicted model, not a curated record. Gene Ontology annotation, biological process: intracellular signal transduction; positive regulation of Rho protein signal transduction. The transcript is spliced from 11 exons. Lineage: Eukaryota; Metazoa; Chordata; Actinopteri; Salmoniformes; Salmonidae.